CUUCUGCUUUGGGAUGGCGCGGACAAAGCAGACGGCGCGGAAAUCCACGGGCGGGAAGGCGCCCCGCAAGCAGCUGGCCACCAAGGCUGCCCGCAAGAGCGCGCCGGCCACGGGCGGCGUCAAGAAGCCGCACCGCUACCGGCCCGGCACGGUGGCGCUGCGCGAGAUCCGUCGCUACCAGAAGUCCACGGAGCUGCUGAUCCGCAAGCUGCCCUUCCAGCGCCUGGUGCGCGAGAUCGCGCAGGACUUCAAGACCGACCUGCGCUUCCAGAGCUCGGCCGUCAUGGCUCUGCAGGAGGCCAGCGAGGCUUACCUGGUGGGGCUCUUCGAGGACACCAACCUUGGGAUAGUGGCGGAAAUGUCUGGUAGGGGCAAGGGCGGCAAGGGGCUCGGCAAGGGCGGCGCCAAGCGCCACCGCAAGGUGCUGCGCGACAACAUCCAGGGCAUCACCAAGCCCGCCAUCCGCCGCCUGGCUCGGCGCGGCGGCGUCAAGCGCAUCUCGGGCCUCAUCUACGAGGAGACGCGCGGCGUGCUCAAGGUCUUCUUGGAGAACGUGAUCCGCGACGCCGUCACCUACACGGAGCACGCCAAGAGGAAGACGGUCACGGCCAUGGACGUGGUCUACGCCCUCAAGCGCCAAGGUCGUACCCUCUACGGCUUCGGUGGUUAA
This is a messenger RNA of Cinclus cinclus, 670 nucleotides long. Its product is annotated as histone H3-like. The transcript has 3 exons. Gene Ontology annotation, molecular function: protein heterodimerization activity; structural constituent of chromatin; DNA binding. The record is from RefSeq and is a predicted model, not a curated record. Lineage: Eukaryota; Metazoa; Chordata; Aves; Passeriformes; Cinclidae. Gene Ontology annotation, cellular component: nucleosome. The coding region runs from base 14 to 670 and encodes 218 amino acids.